GGCCGGGAACAGCCCUCCUCUUCAACGAAGCGGAGCGCCGAGCUCCAAUCCCGGCCGCCUGGAAAGUCCGUGAUCUCACCCGCGCACUUCCUAUUGGGUUGCUAUAUUUGGAAUCCUCCCUUCCUCUUAUAAAGAGAUUGCGGUUGUUAGCGGUUAACGUCGCUGUCGAAACUUUCGGAGGCGAGAAGGUCGAGACCCGGAUCAGAGGAGACUCCACGGUCCACGAUGGCGACUAUCCGAAAGAAGCUGGUGGCAGUGGGAGACGGCGCCUGUGGGAAGACGUGUCUGCUGAUCGUGUUCAGCAAAGACGAGUUUCCCGAGGUCUACGUGCCGACCGUCUUCGACACGUACGUGGCAGACAUCGAGGCGGACAACAAGCAAGUGCAGCUGGCCUUGUGGGACACCGCCGGUCAGGAGGACUACGACCGUCUGCGGCCGCUCUCCUACCCGGACACCGACGUCAUCCUCAUGUGCUUCUCCGUGGACAGCCCGGACUCGCUGGAAAACAUCCCGGAAAAGUGGGUGCCGGAGGUGAAGCACUUUUGCCCCAACGUUCCCAUCAUCCUAGUGGGGAACAAGAAGGAUUUACGCAACGACGAGAACGUGAAGAACGAGCUGUCGCGGCUCAAGCUGGAGCCGGUGAGGGCGGAGGAGGGCCGGGCCAUGGCCGCCAGGAUCGGAGCCUAUGACUAUCUGGAGUGCUCGGCCAAGUCCAAGGAGGGGGUCUGGGAAGUCUUCGAGAUGGCCACAAAAGCGGCGCUCCAGAAGCGGAAAUCACAGCCGGGGAACUGUCUACAAUGCUGCGUUUUAAUGUGAACAGGCAGGAAGUGGCGCGGCUUUUGUUUUGAAAGAGUCGGAAGUUUGCCACUUCAAAAACACAAGCUCAUUUUUAUUUGACCUGUACUUUUGGUUUUCAAGGAACUGGCUCUGCCUCACGCAAUGUUACUUUAAAUGGGAAAACAGAUACAAACAGCGACAACUUUGCUGACAUCCGGUUUCACUGUUUUAUCGGCUGUGCCUUUUGGAUUUCUCUCUUUUGCGGGUGAACUGAUGCGUUUCCUGACAAUGAUGCCUGUGUGACAUGAUUUUUUUGUGAAGCCAUGUGAUUGUUAAAAGUGGUGGUCCAGUGCUGGGUGGUAUUACCAAAAGCGGUGUAUUUUUAAGCGAAUAUUCUCCUCUUCGUGAGAGUUGUUUACUUAUUUUUGAAUGUAAUUUUUAAAUUAUAGUCAUGACUUGCAGGACCGGUCUUUUCACGAGGUGGAAUAAGCAACUUCCUUCUGAGAAAGUAGACCUUUUUUUAAAUGCACUUUAGCCUGCUUUGUGUUAAUAUAAUCAAGUUUAUAACCACUAGAUCCAAAACAGCUCAUACCAAACUCUGUAUUUUGCUGGUACUAAUGCUCUUGUCUUCCACAAUGACGUCGCCAAAACUUAAACUACUAAUGAAGUUUACCUAACGCCUUCGCCGACAGGGUUUUUGUAAGUAAUGAACAUCUUGUUUUCGCCAGUGUUACAGUUUACUAACUAGGUGUACCAUCCAGCACUCUGACAAACCACCCACUUUUGUUGACCUUAAACUGUGGACAUAUUGUUUUUAUUUUUUUGUGCCAAAUGUCUUCACGGUUGAAACAUGAGCACUUAAUUUUGCUCUGGAAAUGGUUACUUGUUGCACGCACGGGACACAAAUGAAGCACAUAUUUUUAAAAUAAAUUGUUUGUGUACAAAUCUGAA
Synchiropus splendidus (mandarinfish) is the source of this 1728-nucleotide messenger RNA. Its product is annotated as rho-related GTP-binding protein RhoB-like. The transcript has a single exon. NCBI's taxonomy places the organism in Eukaryota, Metazoa, Chordata, Actinopteri, Syngnathiformes, Callionymidae. Gene Ontology annotation, molecular function: GTP binding; GTPase activity. Bases 226 to 816 code for a protein of 196 amino acids. The record is from RefSeq and is a predicted model, not a curated record. Gene Ontology annotation, biological process: small GTPase-mediated signal transduction.